GUUGACAACAGGUACGGCCCGAGCGAAACCAACUGUAGUCUUCUGGCAGUCUAGCGACCUCGCCCUGUUUCCUAGGGAAUAUGCAUCUUCUAUUGCAGCGGUGAUUAGUGUAUUAUUCGGUAGCUCCACAAGGUCUCCCUCGCUAUUAUCGAAUCUAAGUCCGUCCAUGACCGCGCACGAUACAGAUGCCGGACCAUCAAAUUCUGCUUUGCCCAUUGAAUCCCAAGAUACAAGCUCCGACUCAAGCCCAGGCGCCAAAGCUGGCAUUGGAGUUGGGGUGGGUAUCUUCGUUAUACUUGGCGUCGUACUCUUCUUAUUCUCACGGCGAAGGCGGAAACAACAACGACAACGGAAGCAAGAUGCACAGCAACCAGAGCAGGAGCCCUCGGGCGAGAUCGGGGUAUCGGAGAUGGAUGGUGAUGCGAAAGGCUCGAAACGCUUUGUAGGUGGCCAUUGGAGGGCUGAGACGGAAGCACCGUCGGCUCCAGUUGAGGCUGGGUCGACGAGUGUGCAUAUCAUACCCGGCCCACCAGUGGAACUAGACGGUACGCAUACGUGA
Messenger RNA from Alternaria rosae, 559 nucleotides. RefSeq lists its product as uncharacterized. NCBI's taxonomy places the organism in Eukaryota, Fungi, Ascomycota, Dothideomycetes, Pleosporales, Pleosporaceae. The coding region runs from base 167 to 559 and encodes 130 amino acids. The record is from RefSeq and is a predicted model, not a curated record. The transcript has a single exon.